UUCAAAACCCUAAACAGCUAAACCAACGCAUUGCGAAUUGCGGCCACGAGGCGAAGGCGGCGAACGGACGAGAGGGCGAGGGCGAGGCGAGGUGGCCGGACGGGCAACGGGGCGAGGGCGACUUUGAUUCUGCGAAAAUCUUUCCUUUCCAUCCCAAGGGCUUCGCCCAAGAGCUGUUAUCAUGGUGAAGCACAAUAAUGUGGUGCCUAAUGGCCACUUCAAAAAACAUUGGCAGAGAUAUGUUAGGACAUGGUUCAAUCAGCCUGCUCGCAAGACUAGAAGACGUAUUGCUAGACAAAAGAAGGCAGUGAAGAUCUUUCCCCGCCCGACAUCUGGCCCCCUUCGACCAAUAGUCCAGUGCCCAACUCUUAAAUAUAAUAUGAAAUCUAGAACUGGUAGAGGUUUCACGCUUGAGGAGCUCAAGGCUGCAGGAAUUCCAAAGAAGCUUGCUCCCACAAUUGGCAUUGCAGUGGAUCAUCGUCGGAAGAAUCGCUCGCUGGAAGGUCUCCAAGCCAAUGUUCAGAGGCUGAAGACAUACAAGGCGAAGCUGGUUAUCUUCCCUCGGCGUGCUCGCAAGUUUAAGGCUGGGGAUUCUGCACCGGAGGAACUUACAACGGCGACCCAGGUGAAGGGUGACUACUUACCUAUUGUCCACAGGAAGCCUUCAGUUGAGUUGGUGAAGGUUACUGAGGAGAUGAAGGCAUUUAAGGCUUAUGGGAAGCUUCGGGUGGAGAGAAUGAAUGCUAGGCAGGUUGGUGCCAGGCUGAAGAAGGCUGCAGAAGCAGAGAAAGAGGAGAAGAAGUGAAACUGUUAGCCAAUCAUAGCCAGAGGCUUUGGUUAGUUUUCAGCUUAUUUGUGUUUUUGACUAUGUUGUCUUUGUUUCAAGGGAACGUAUUUGUUUUGGAAUGGAUGGAUGACUGUUGCUCUUUUCAUCUAAAUUAAUUCGGCUUUGUUUC
Messenger RNA from Phalaenopsis equestris, 956 nucleotides. Its product is annotated as 60S ribosomal protein L13-1-like. NCBI's taxonomy places the organism in Eukaryota, Viridiplantae, Streptophyta, Magnoliopsida, Asparagales, Orchidaceae. Gene Ontology annotation, cellular component: cytosolic large ribosomal subunit; ribosome. The record is from RefSeq and is a predicted model, not a curated record. The coding region runs from base 182 to 805 and encodes 207 amino acids. Gene Ontology annotation, molecular function: RNA binding; structural constituent of ribosome. Gene Ontology annotation, biological process: translation. The transcript has 4 exons.